Xyrauchen texanus (razorback sucker) is the source of this 2300-nucleotide messenger RNA. It is a transcript of the gene tmem106ba, whose product is annotated as transmembrane protein 106Ba. The transcript has 8 exons. Bases 118 to 888 code for a protein of 256 amino acids. NCBI's taxonomy places the organism in Eukaryota, Metazoa, Chordata, Actinopteri, Cypriniformes, Catostomidae. The record is from RefSeq and is a predicted model, not a curated record.
GUUUGUUAGAAAACGGGUAGGGAAGCGAACAACACGGUUGUGACACUAACGAUAUUAUUGCGGCUGUAGUUUCAUGCGAUCAAGAGACGGAGCCCGUAAUAGAAGGCCGGUCCAACCAUGGGAAUAUCACAGUUGUCCCUGCCAAAACAAAACGAGGACCAGAAGAGCCUGACUGAAGAUUCAGAGUCUAACACAGAGGAUGAUAAACAUGAUGUGUCACAGUUUCCAUAUGUUGAAUUCACAGGCAGGGACAGUGUCACUUGUCCAACUUGUCAAGGGACUGGAAGAAUACCAAGAGACCAAGAAAACCAGCUAGUUGCUUUGAUACCAUACAGUGACCAAAGACUGAAGCCAAGACGAACGACGCUGUAUGUGUUUGUGUCAGUCUUUGUGUGUCUGCUGCUCUCCGGUCUGGCCGUGUUCUUCCUAUUCCCCCGGACGAUUGACGUCUCUUAUGUUGGUGUCAAAUCAGUCUACGUAACCUAUGAUAGAGACCAACGAAUAAUCUACUUAAAUAUCACGAAUACUCUAAACAUCACCAACAAUAAUUACUUCCCAAUACACGUGACCAACAUCACAGCACAUGUGCAGUUCUACAAGACUGUUAUUGGAAAGUCUCUCAUCAGUAAUGUCACCACAAUUAUCCCACUGGACAUGAAACAGAUUGAUUACACUGUUCCCACCAUCAUAGCCAAUGAGAUGAACUACAUAUUUGACUACUGUACCAUGCAGUCAAUUAAAGUGCAUAACAUAGUUGUCAUGAUGCAGAUGACAGUAACCACUGUGUACUUUGGCCACGCUGAGCAGAUUUCACAGGAAAAAUACCUGUAUGUGGACUGCGGCUCAAACACAACCUCCUCUCGUGGACCCAUGAAUGUUAUACAGUGAUGCUCUUUCUCAUAACUUCUCAUGUAGUGGUACAAAAUCGACCUGCUAUGACCUGAGCAUUGCUGAAGCUAGAAGAAUAAAGUCCAUGCAAUGCAGGGUAAGGAAUGUAAGGAAAUAGGAUGGAGGCAAGAAUAUUUACUUAUGACUGAAAAACAGUCAAUUAACUUAUGACUCCUUAAUCUUUUUAUGUUUGUUUAUGUUUCUGUUUGUUUGUUCAUGUGACUAUUGUCAAAACUUUAUUAUUGUUAAACGGUGAGCUGUGAUUAUUUAAGGGAAAAAUCUGGAAUCAUUUACUUACUUUCAUGUAAUUCAAAACCUGUAUGACUUUCUUUCUUUCUUCCUCCUGUGGAACACAAAUGUAGGUUUUAGUCAGAAUCUUAGGGACUCAACUUCAUUGUACUGGAAAGAGCAGUGUCAAUAUUUUUCAAAAUGUCUUAUUUUGUAUUCCAUGGAUGAAAGUAAAACGGCAUACUGGUUUGGAACGACAUGGGGGUGAGUAAAUAAUUACAGAAUUUUCAGUCGUGCACUUAUCAAUCUAUUUUUCACCUUUUGUAAAGCAAGUAUUUUUUAUUUUUUUCAUAAAUGAAUAUGAUAGAAGCAUGUUUAAAUGCAAUAACAUUAACUGGAAAUGCCAGCAUGUUUUUGGUCUGCAGGUGUCUGGCAACUUUGGCUCCAGCAUUCAGAAGGUCACAGGAUUAUGAAAAUUAAAUUAAAUAUUGGGGGGACUAGGUUAAUACUUAUUCAAAUCUAUUUGUGUGUUUAUUGCUAUGGUAAGAAAUGAAUUAUUUUUGUUCAAAGGGAAUGUUUAGAAGAAGGUCUGUGUAAUUAACAGAGUGUUUGAAUGAUGUCACCACAUGUUUCUAAAUUAUGAAAUUUGAAAACACUGCUUCCAGGUUUAUGAUUAUGAUUUUUUUAAAUUGGGUCAUCCUUACACCAAUACCAAAUCUGAUCAGGUGACAAUUAAAUAAAUUGCAAUUUUUUUUAAAACUCUUAAGGGGAACUGAGGAAUACCAUACUAGGAAAAUGAAUAUACUGAGGUCAGCCUCAGUCAAAGAAAAACAGUUAAUGGAGAAGAGACUAUAAAAAAUAUUUGUUUUAUGGAAGUUUGACUUCUGUUGAUUGAUGUCAAUGAAUUUAGAUUAAUUUGGUUUGCAAGGGCAACGUGUUAUUUUGCAAGGAAUUCACUUUGUUGUAAUAUUUUUUUUAUCAUGCUUCAUGGGUCAGUGGAUGCCCACCAUAAAUUAUUUUCCUUGACAUUGAUGUAGAUCAUUUAAUACCUAUAUAUAUGUAUUAAAUAUAUUUAAUAGUUUUUCCUGGCUUUUCAUUUAAAAUUUCUUUUUUUUUUUUUAACAUGAUUUUUGAAUGGAUUCAAUUUUAUUUUUAGAGCAAUGGUUUAUCAAUAAAGUUGAAUU